AUGAAGUACCGUUUGAGUUUUUGCAAAAAUUUUGAGGAAUGCCUGCAGCAGUGCAAAACACCGCAAAAUUUUCUUGGAGCAUGUAUUAGCAUUCGUUCUUGUGAUUCUCUCAUGAAACUACUUCCAACCUCCAGAGAUGAUGAAAACAUAUUAAAUUACUUAAAACAAUCAGCUUGUGGUUUUGAUCAACUAGGACCCAAGGUAAUGUAUGUUGCCCUGUUGGGCAUUCUCCAUUUGAUGAACCAACCAGAAAAAAAUGAGAAAAUUGAAAACAGAUUUGAACUUCCUAGUGGUGAAUUGCAGCAAUGUGGAAACAGAAGUAGAAACUUGCGGGAUCACGGUGGAUUUGCAUUCAUAGGUGGAAUUACAUCUAAGCAAGGAGAAUGGCCCUGGGUUGCCGCUUUAGGCUACCGUGGAGAAAAUGGAUCAACUAAAUGGUUAUGUGGUGGUGCUCUAAUUACUAGAAGACAUGUGCUCACCGCUGCUCAUUGCGUUGCUCAUAGAGCUGAUUUGUAUUUGGUACGUUUGGGAGAAUUCGAUUUUAAUACGGAUUUCGAUUCAGCUGAGGAUGUUGCUAUUGCCAAAGCAGUUGCUCAUGAACAAUACAACAGAAGGACACGUGUUGCUGAUAUUGCCAUUAUCUAUCUGCAAGAAGACGCUCCAUAUUCUUAUGCUAUUUAUCCAGUAUGUUUACCAUUUCCUGAAGAUGUGGCAAACAAAAACUUUACGACUACUAUAUAUCAAGAAUAUCCUUAUGGUGCAGGAUGGGGUGCUACACAAUACCAAGGAGCAACAAGUCCAACUUUGCAAGAGGUGAGAUUACCUGUAGUGACAACCGAAAUGUGCCAAAAUGCGUAUGCUGGUUUUCCCAAUCAGAUAAUAGAUGAGAGAGUGAUAUGCGCUGGCUACAAGCAAGGAGGUAUUGACGCUUGCUCUGGAGAUAGUGGUGGACCACUUUUUUGGCCAAAGGGAACAAUCUAUUAUUUGAUCGGAGUGGUAUCUUAUGGAUACAGAUGCGCUGAACCUGGAUUUCCAGGCGUAUACACAAGAGUUAGCGCUUAUUUGCCAUGGAUAACAGAAAAACUAAAACAGUGA
Molecule: messenger RNA, 1095 nt
Organism: Ctenocephalides felis (cat flea)
Lineage: Eukaryota; Metazoa; Arthropoda; Insecta; Siphonaptera; Pulicidae
Product: venom protease-like
Exons: 9
Coding region: 1-1095 (364 amino acids)
Biological process (GO): proteolysis
Molecular function (GO): serine-type endopeptidase activity
Source: RefSeq, a predicted model, not a curated record